Messenger RNA from Durusdinium trenchii, 897 nucleotides. The record is from the annotation of a GenBank genome assembly. NCBI's taxonomy places the organism in Eukaryota, Dinophyceae, Suessiales, Symbiodiniaceae.
AUGGCGCUGCUGGGGGAGCCUCCUGUGCAGCCGGAGCGCCAAGAUUUCAGCGCUCCGCUGCGUUAUGCGCCUAAAGCGCCCCCUCAGCGGUCCGUGCGCACGCGCCGGAAGGAGGAGACGCGGCCUUGCCAGCUGCGGAUCAAUGCUGUGCCAAAUGCUGCUGGCUCUGCCUACUUGGAGCAGGGCCGCACGAAGAUCUUAGCUACAGUCUACGGCCCGCGGCAAGCUGAACGAGAUCGGCAGCAAGCACGGGCUGAGGGACAGCUCUUUGUGGAGGUGCAUUUCGCGCCCUUUUGCGCGCGUGACUUCAACAAAGAGGAGUCUGAGAAACGAGCGGUCCUUUACAACUCCAUCCUGCAGAGCACUUUGGAGUCGGUGAUUCUUCUAGAGAGAUAUGGAAAGACUGCCUUUGACGUCACCUUGCUGGUCCUGGAAGACGAUGGUGCAGUGCUUACUGGAAGCCUGGCCGCAGCCUCCCUGGCGCUGGCAGAUGCAAAGGUGGAGAUGCGGGACCUCAUCGCCGGCGCCACGGUCCACCUGAAGCCGCGCGACGCGAGCGCGGCGGGCGGGGAGGAGCUGCUGUUGGACUGUGACCGAGCGGAGGAGCUGGCGAUGCCCGAGAAGAGUGCCGUGCUCCAUCUGGGGCUCUGCCCGGCCCGAGGCCUGGUCUGCUUGCUUCACUCGGUGGGCCCCUUGCCACCGAAGCCCUUCGAGCAGAUGGUGCUCCUGGCGAAGGACACGGCGGAGGCCUUCGGCGCAGAGAUGCGGAGGUGCUUGCAGGACCAGGUUCACCGACGCGCAGAGAAGAAGCGAGCGCGCUCCUUCGGCGAGAUCCUGGAGGUCGAUAGCAGCUUCUUGGAUGAAGACAUGGCCGUGCUGGAUGAUGGCUAUGGCUGA